UUUCAACUGGAAAGUCGAGCGUAACUGUUGUUGUUUAAUUACAAUGAAUUGAAGAUAAGUAACCAUGACUUCCAACGUUAAGUUAGUGUUUAUAUUGUAUUAUAUCAACGUGUGCUUUGCUGGUAUUGGCAAUGUAAUCACGUCUAAGGAUAGAGAAUAUGAUGUGAUCGAUUUUAAAGUACCUAAUAGUGUUUGGAAACAAGCAUUACAUCCGGUACCAAUAUUAAAAUCACCUGUCACUAUAGUUUUGCCGGUACAAGUCCCUCAAGAUUAUGACAAUGAAGAAGAUGAGGUAGAUGAUGAAGUUCCCAGUCCAAUUGAACCGGUGACAACAGUAGAAAAUGAUGUAAUCAAUGAAGAUGUAAUUCAAGAAGUUACUCAAACCUCAAUUACUACUAUAGCUGCCAUUACACCAGCUCCUGUCGAAGAGAAUGAAGUUUCCGAUAAUCCUGUGGAAGAAAUUGAAGGUCAAGUAGUGAGAUUCCCUUGCAACUGUGUGAAGAGACAGUGCGGGUGCUGUACUGGAUCGAUUUUAGAAAGAGUUCGAAUGAAAGCAUGUGGAAAUAUAACUUUUGUACCAGAAGAUUUUAUAUUCGACGUAAGACUAAGCGUUAACAACAAUACAGUCGUUCGACGUAGAGUAUCAGCGAGUGAUCCUCCCCCGAUUUGCUUCAAUCCCAGGAGAGCACCCUUCGUUCGUGUUUGUGCAGAAAUUUCCGAUAUUCGUAUCCGGAAUGGAAAUACAUUUGCGUGUUUAGACAUGAACGCGGACAUUGCUGGUUUUCCUGUUUAUUCGGCUUCGUUUAGAUGUUUUGGUUUUGGUUCAUCAGGUGUUCAAACAGGCUUGAAACCUAAACCAGUAUCUUCUGGACCGAAACCAAUAAGUCUCUUUGGUAGUGGAAGUGAAGAUACCGGUGGGGGGUUUUUGGAAAAUGCCGCAGGAACUCUUCUAGGAGAUGGUAAUGGCGGAGGCCUGUUCGGUCGACCCGGUGGUGGACUUUUCGGUGGAAGACCAAACAAUAACGGACCACUCGAUGACAUCGGUGAUGCUAUUGGAGAAUUUUUCCAAUAAGAUAUGAAUAAUACGUAUACAAAUAAUUUAGAAGGAAUUGAAGUACCCGAUAGUGCGUUGAUUUUAUUAAAUCAAUUUAAAUUAAGAACAUCGAUAGACUAUUCUAGACAAAAUCAAGAUACAUCGGAACAAACUUCACCUAUAUCCAGACCUUGCUCUUGUGCAUUGGGAGUCUGUAAAUGUUGUACAGGACCAAUAUUGGAUUUGUUCAAACAAAAAGCAUGUAUGAAAAUAACUUAUCAUCCGGGAGAUUUCGCCUUCGAUGUGGCCAUGUCAAUGAAUGAUCGAAUACUAUACGAAAACUCCAUGUCUGGAAAAAAUCCAAGGCCCAUGUGCAUAAGUCCACCAAGAAUGCCCAACCUUAAAGUAUGUGCACGAUUGUAUAACGUCUUUUUCCCCGGAAGGAACUUUCAUUUUUGUUUGGCAAUGAACGGACGAUGGCGGUCCGUGGAACUGUUUAACAUUGCGUUCGACUGUUUAAGGAUGGGUGCUAAUGGUUUGGCAAUGUUAAAACCGGAUGAAGAUGGAGGUCUGACGAUACCAAACCCACAAGGAGGUGUUGAUGCCGUCAUUGAUGCUGGCGAGGAUGACAUCGAAGAAUACGACGAGAAUCUCGUGCGGUCACUCCUCGACACUCUUGAUGAUUUUUAAUUGAUCACUGACAAUGUUAGUCAUUGUUUCAUUGUGAUGUUGUGCCGUUAGUUACUAAGAUGAUUAAAUUAUUUAUUUAUGUUAUUAGUUGUGUUAACCGUACUAGUAAUAUCUCUUGUAUUAUGUUUGAUUGUCUCUGACUUUCUAUAGUAUUAAAUUAAUUUUUAAAGUU
Molecule: messenger RNA, 1895 nt
Organism: Papilio xuthus (Asian swallowtail)
Lineage: Eukaryota; Metazoa; Arthropoda; Insecta; Lepidoptera; Papilionidae
Exons: 7
Source: RefSeq, a predicted model, not a curated record